This is a messenger RNA of Acanthaster planci (crown-of-thorns starfish), 2026 nucleotides long. Its product is annotated as snaclec bothroinsularin subunit beta-like. NCBI's taxonomy places the organism in Eukaryota, Metazoa, Echinodermata, Asteroidea, Valvatida, Acanthasteridae. The record is from RefSeq and is a predicted model, not a curated record.
AGUGAUUUGUACUGUGGCUAAUCUUCAGCUUCAUGCGUAUUUUGUUUGUACUAGCCAUCGGUGAGGUUUCACUUUGACCUGUGGCUUCUGCAAGUUGUUACAUUAUUAAAAACGAACCUUUAUAAAUCAAUCAGUGGCAAGCCCAGUUCUGACACCCAUCAGUGCGAUAUACUUCACGCAACAUCAAGUACCAACAUGUACAUCACUUUACCUUCUUAAGUACUGUAUUGGUAACAUCAAACUGAAAUUGUUGACACUGGUAAGAUAUUCGUGGGGAUUCGUGGGACCACUUUGAGUAACCUUUUAAAGGUUGGGUGAGUUCAAUUUCAGCACGGCAUGGCAUUGGCUUGCCUCCUUUUCCUACUGUGUGUUGGAUGCUGCUACACCACCUGCCAAGAGGUCAGGUGCAUGGGCUCCAUUGGAGGGACGUGUCCUCCUACUUGGAGCCAGUGGGAGGGCAAAUGCUACAAUGCCACAGGGAGGGGGUUGGGCUGGCCGGAGGCCGCGCAGGAGUGCAUUCAGAUGGGCGGGGUGAUGGCUGUGCCACGAUCUCAGAACGAGAGCAAGUUCUUUGCCAGCUUGAUGCCAGCAAACAACAGGGAAUUCUGGAUCAACUGCAAAUGCUCGCAACAGGGAGACCCAUGGGUGUGUCAGGAGGGUGCAACCAGGGUCCCCUUGGAUGAAAGUGUGCAGUGGGAUAGUGACACCAACGGUGACAAUGAAGACUGUAUCAAGGUUAAGCAGUGCGAUUGGAAAUGGAAAUGGGAGCUAUGCACACAGCCCCUUCCAGCUGUGUGCAAAAAGCCAGUUGACCCAAUGCUACAUUUUUACGAUAGUUGGGUAUGCUCAGGUGUCAUGACUGACCCAAAAAGCACGUUUGACUGGGGUGACAUACGGCUUAACAAUCGUGGAGCAGACGGGGAAGACUGCAUGGGCCUACACGUAGAAAACUCCCGUUUGAUGCUGGAGGAUAGCCAAUGUGACUACAGGUUCAAAGCCAUUUGCAAGAAAGCUACACCAGAGUUGCAUUUCUAAAUACACUCACUUAAUCCUGGUCAUGUGACACACACCCAAAACUGAGGAAAGCAUAAGCUUGGCUUCUAGCUAUUGGUUACCAUGGCAAAUAUUCACUUUCAGCUACAGGUCUAUGGACUCAUGUGAUUGGCAAGAACAUUUAUUUAGCAGUGUAAAAAAGUAUCAAUACUAGACAAAGAUUUUAAUAAGUGCCUUUUGUGAAGACUUUAUCUUCUCUUUACAAUUUCUCAGCUAAAAUGUUCCAUGUAGCGGUGCUUGAAAUUCUGGUUUAUAAAAGUAGAUCAACAACAGCCAUGUUCAUGUAACUGUUGCGUGAAGGCAGAAGUUGUGCUGUUUGUCUGUUUGCGGUAAAAUACCUGUAGUGGUGUUAACAAGAACUAAACUACACUGAGCCCAAUGUCAUCACAGAGACACACUGCCGGGCCCAAAACUAUGAACCCAAUUGCACAUUCUUGAACAUGUUGGUUGAAGUCCUCAGAUGCAUGUCAGUUUGCUGUGCUGCAAAAUAGAUCAUGUACUAUGUACACCGUGCACCGGGCAAUGUGUGCACUGUAUUCACAAGAUUAACCAUGCAUACUGUGUUGCCACUGGUAGGGCCCGGGUUGUCAAGGGUACCUUUGUUUGGCAAAUAUUUGUGAGUCUGCAGGAUGUCUGUGUCUGUGAAUGGGCAGUCUACUUGGAGAGGGUCCCUUAACCCCUUUGUGGUGGAGGAUGUUAAAACAAGCCAAGUCCAUUAGUAGACGUGGGCACGGUUUACACGUUUAACUUCCACAUACGCAUUGUCACAACUCUUGCUAAAGAUUAUACAUGUACACACUAAUCUCCCAUAUGUUUUGUACACAGACUGUGUACUGAACCUGAGCUGGGCCUCUGCAAAUGGCCUGCUGACCGUACAUGUACAUCCACACGCAGCAACAACUACGCCUAUACAUGGGGCCUUGUGGGGUACCGAACAAUGAGAAGUAUCCCACAAGGCCAGUUUUACCUUGUG